AUGAAUACCAAGAAAGCCCCCAUAUCGGUGGGCUUGAUAUUGACUAUUUUGUGCGCUGGUUUACUCCUCCAGGGAGCCGGCGAUUCGCACAUGGCGUCGUUCCUCUCGGAACACGCGCAACGUGUCGGUAUGUCCACGAUGCAGUACGGAAUAAUUAUGGGCACGAACAGUGUCGUUGCCAUCACAGUGCUUCCGUUGAUACCCAAAUUCACGAUGUUGAACAUCAUCAGCGACAAGUGUUUCCUCAUCAUCGGCUACCUCAUUGACGCAACGGCGAUGCUCGCGAUCACAUCAGUCGACUUCCUCGGUCUGACGGGAUCGAGUUUUUUCUUCGCGCUCCUCGCUCUCCGGAUCGUACAAUCCGUCGGCGCCUCAAUAGGUUUCACUCUCGUUUAUUCCGUGAGCGGAGUCGAACUACCCGAUCAUUCGCAUCUGACCGUCCCCUUCCUGGAAACAAUGUACGGCACGGGCCUGACCUUGGGCCCCGCGAUCUCGGGGGCGCUCUACGACCUCGGCGGUUUCCCGCUCCCGUUCACCUACCACAGCGCGAUGCUGUUCGGUUUGGCUUUCGUCGCCGGCCGAUUUCUCCCGCAACAUGCGCCAGCGGAUAGCGAAGAAGAGCGCGGGCUGUCAUUGAAGAAAAUGUUGCGUCCGACGAUCUUGAUCUGCAUGCUCAUGGUCGCCACGUCGAACAUCGUGGACACUUUCAACGAUUCGACGCUGGCGAUGCUGCUCCAUCGAUUCUCGCUCCCCACUACCCUCGUCGGGCUGUCGUUUUUCCUGUCGGCGGGUUCCUACACCGCCUCCAGCCUGGUCUCGGGUCUCCUCUCGGAUGGACCCCAUAGACAGCUCGUGCUUCUGAUCUGCCCGCUGAUCACGAUAAUCUCGUUAAUUUUCCUCGCGCCUCUAGUCCCAAUGGCCGAGCACCCGUUGUGGCUCGUGUAUAUUUGUCAACUGCUCCUCGGACUGUCGGUCGGUCCGAUGUAUGUGUAUUGUUAUUUGCUGACAGUCGCUGACCUUACCUCGAUCAGCGAUAAUAAGACCGCUCAUACGGCGACCGCGGCGGUCACGAACUGGUCGGCUUUCGUAGGUUGUUUCAUUGGUCCCGUCAUGGGGAACUUCAUCAUCGAGAAUCGGUCUUACCAUGACGCAACCCUAGUCGUCACACUGAUCACUGCCGGAUCGACUCUAAUAUAUUCCGUUUACUUAGCGCGAAGGUCAUGCCUGCGGAAACCGGUUCAACAGAUGGUCUGA
This is a messenger RNA of Galendromus occidentalis (western predatory mite), 1254 nucleotides long. Its product is annotated as MFS-type transporter SLC18B1. The coding region runs from base 1 to 1254 and encodes 417 amino acids. Lineage: Eukaryota; Metazoa; Arthropoda; Arachnida; Mesostigmata; Phytoseiidae. Gene Ontology annotation, molecular function: transmembrane transporter activity. The record is from RefSeq and is a predicted model, not a curated record. Gene Ontology annotation, biological process: transmembrane transport. The transcript has a single exon.